GUGCUCCCCCAUCAGCUCGAUUGGGCGGCUCAGAACUCAGAAGCUUUAGAGCCCGUUUGCUGCCGCUUUUGAUCCCGAUCAGAGAGUGCUGCAGAAUUCUUCUUUCUCUUUUUCGGGGAAUUUUGUGUCGGACUGAGUGGUGUUUACAGAUGAAUUUGUAGUUUUUUUAUAGUUGCUGUUUUUUUGCUUGGUGAAAUCUGUUGCUGAGCGGAGCUUAGAAGGGGUGAUUUGGAGGAUUUAGGUUUCAGAUUUUAUCUGGGACGGAGCGGAAGCGAUGAACAGUAGCGUGGAGACGGUGAAUGCCGCGGCUGCUGCUAUGGCCUCAGCGGAGAGCCGAGUGCAACCGGCCACGGUUUCGAGGAGAAGAUGGAGUUCCUAUUUCAAGCUAUACUGGUGCUUUGGAUCCCAUCAUCACGGCAGACGCAUCAGCCAUGCAGUCCUCGUUCCCACACCACCACCACAACAGGUUACUGCUCCUCCACCGGAAAUCACCAGCCACCCACCAUCCCUUGUCAGGCCAUUCAUCGCACCCCCUUCUUCUCCUGUUUCUUUCCUGCAGUCUGGACCUCCAUCCGCCACUCUAUCACCAGCUGGUGGAAUAACUCUCUCUGCUCUUUCUGCUGACAUCUACUCCCCUGGUGGCCGUCCUUCUAUCUUUGCCAUUGGACCCUAUGCCAAUGAAACUCAGUUAGUCUCACCUCCAGUUUUCUCAACUUUCACCACAGAACCAUCUACCGCACCCUUCACUCCACCCCCUGAAUCCGUUCAAUUUACCACUCCCUCUUCUCCCGAAGUUCCAUUCGCAAAACUUUUGACCUCAGUUUAUUCCAACUCCAAGAAAAACGUUUCACAAGAGCUCAAUUCUUACCAUCUUAUAUCGCCGAGCACCCUUCCUUCAGGCACUUCAUCUCCUUUUCCUGAUCGCGAGUUCCAUUCUUCCCGAACGGGUUCGUUUCCCAAACACAUGGACAGAACAGAUUUCCAUGAGCUGGUUACCCGCCGUGCCUCUAGGAACAGCCACUCUCUUUUUAAUGGACAGAACACAACGCUCAACCCAACUAUGGAUACAACCAGUAAUGGCCAGGGAAAUGAGCCUGCUUUGGCUCAUAGAGUGUCGUUUGAGCUAACUGCGGAAGAGGUGACACGAUGUCUGGACAGAAAACCAAUUCUCUCUUCUGAAGCUGCAUUGGAAUUUCCAGUUCCUGUGAGCAAAACCUCAGUUGGUAGGGAGCAGGACGAAGCUGAUGGCAUUCAUGAUGACAUUUCCUUUGUUGGGACCUCCAAUGACUCCCCGAGCUCUGCUCUGUUAGCCGUUAAAGAAUUCAAAUUCAGCAAUUCGGAGAGAGUGGAAUCAGACUGGUGGGCAAAUGAGAAAAAAUUCGGGAUGGAAAAUACUACUAAGAAUAACUGGGCAUUUUUUCCCUUGAUCCAGCCUGGGAUGAGCUGAUCAGUACUUUUUGUCAUAUGACCUUGAAAGCACGAGUUUUUCAGCAUUUAUAUCUCGGGGUUGCUUUCUGUUUUUAUUCUGGUUCAUUGCUAAAAUUUUGGGGGGCAUGCGAUAUUAGAGGGAAUUUCCAGGUCCAAGUGAGAACAAUGUGAUGAAGUUGAUUGCUGUGUUGUAUAUAUAUAUUUUUAACCAUUUUAGAAGCAACUGAAAUGUUUUGUACAUUAUACUGCUGUGGAUUUAUGCAUCCCCUGCAGCAUAUUUUUCUCCAAAGGUUAAACUGGUAUUUUGCUGUAUAUGCUUUCUAUUCUAGUGCCCUGCAAUAAGUAUGUAUGCAUCUCUCUCUCUCUCUCAAAGCCACGAAUAUGUUUUU
This is a messenger RNA of Phalaenopsis equestris, 1817 nucleotides long. Its product is annotated as pollen-specific leucine-rich repeat extensin-like protein 2. The record is from RefSeq and is a predicted model, not a curated record. The coding region runs from base 275 to 1447 and encodes 390 amino acids. The transcript is spliced from 2 exons. Lineage: Eukaryota; Viridiplantae; Streptophyta; Magnoliopsida; Asparagales; Orchidaceae.